AAACACCGACAGAAGCGAGAAGCGGCGUGCGGGAUUAGAGUGAACGCCGCGAGGUUCGUUCCCGAAAAGCACCGUAUAUCAAACUUCUUCAGCCAGGUAAUCAACCCGCGUGUAAUUGUAAUUUUCGGUUUCGACGACUCAACACGACGAGGCACACGACGUGGCAUCGUAGAGAAUGACGAGAUAAGAUGCUGGACAAGUGUCUUUCAUUGAUCUUCAUCCUCUGCUGCGUUCUGGCGGUUCCCAGGAGCGCGAGAGUCAACCUCGGAGGGCUGUUCGACACCGACGAUGGGAUUCAACGUACCUUCGAAUCCUCUGUAAAGCGAGUGAACCAAGAGCGACACGAGAACGACGAGUUCCCAGACGUGUUCCUCGUGGCGAAGUCCAACGAGGUCGACACGGAUCCGUUCAACGUGUCGGAAAUAGCGUGCGAAUUGAUGGAGGAAGGGGUGGCCGCCAUUUUCGGUCCCCACAAUAGGUUUACCUCGGAACAUGUGCAGAGUAUGUGCGACACCAUGGAAAUGCCACACAUUUACGGCAGAUGGGAACACUCUCAAACUCGCGGCAAAGGAAUAAACUUAUUCCCGCAUGCGGAAACACUCUCCAUGAUCUUUGACAAAAUGAUAACCGACUUUGAAUGGAAGGUAUUCGCAAUACUGUACGAAGGUACCGACAGUCUGUUCCGUACGCACCGACUGCUGGAGCGUUGGGACGCAAAGAGCCACGGGAUCUUCCUGUAUCAUUUAGGCACCGGACCAAGUUACAGAAAAGUGAUGCGAGAGAUCAAAGACGAGGAGAUUGAGAACGUUAUUAUCGACUGUUCGAUUGAUAUAUUGGAAGAGGUGCUGAGACAGGCGCAGCAAGUGGGAAUCAUGUCGGAGAAGAACAAAAUUAUCGUAACUUCCCUGGAUCUUCAAACGAUCGAUCUAGAACCGUACCAAUUUUCAGGGGUGAAUUUCACGGGGGUGCGAUUAAUCGAUCCUGAGAAUCCGCUCGUUGCGAGCAUCGUCGAGAUGCACAAGUACGAGUGGGGCUUGAACGAUCCGAGUCAAUUACGCGUCGAACCAGCGCUCAUGUACGACGCCGUGCAGCUUUUCGCCAGAGCUUUCAGCCGUCUGAGAUACACCAUUAAAGCGAACGUAAAGCCGUUGCUUUGCAACGGUAGCAUAAGCUGGGAGCACGGAUUCAGCCUGAAUAAUUUCAUGCGAGUCACCGAAAUGGAAGGGUUGACUGGCUUGAUCAAAUUCGACACGGCUGGAUUUCGCAGCGAUUUCCAGCUGGAUAUUGUGAAAGUGACGGAAGUCGGACUGAAGAAGAUCGGAAUGUGGAACAGUACGAGUAACGUGGAGUGGCUGAUGGAAGCUCACGUUUCCAGCUCUGACGCGGAGUUAAGCCUGCAGAACAAAACGUUCAUCAUCCUGAUCGCCCUCAAUCAGCCCUACGGCAUGUUAAAGAGAUCGGCCGAUAUGAUGUCGGGGAACGAUCGUUACGAAGGCUUCUGCAUCGAUAUUAUUCAAGAACUGAGCAAAAUGCUUGGCUUUAAUUACACGUUCGAGGUUCAGACGGACAACGUGUACGGAUCGUACUCGAGGAAGGCGAGAAAAUGGACGGGGAUGCUUGGCAAAAUAAUGGCCGACGUGGCUGACCUGGCAAUUACAGACUUAACUAUAACGGCGGAGAGGGAAGGGGCGGUUGAUUUCACGAUGCCUUUUAUGAAUCUAGGAAUAAGUAUUUUAUAUCGCAAACCGACCAAAACACCGCCCAGCUUGUUCUCCUUCUUAUCGCCGUUUUCAGCCGAAGUUUGGUGGUACUUGAUCGGAUCCUACAUAUUCGUGUCCGUGGUAUUAUUCAUCAUCGGCAGGAUAUGCCCUGCAGAGUGGAAUAAUCCAUAUCCGUGCAUCGAGGAGCCCGAGGAGCUUGAGAAUCAGUUCACCUUUAAGAAUUCCCUGUGGUUCACUAUCGGCAGUAUUAUGCAGCAGGGUUCCGAGAUCGCGCCCAUAGGACUUUCGACAAGAAUGAUGGCUGCUUCGUGGUGGUUCUUCUGCUUGAUCAUGGUAUCAUCCUACACUGCCAAUUUAGCCGCGUUCUUAACCGUCGAGACGGUGGUGUCUCCUUUCUCAAAUGUCGAGGAACUAGCGAAGAAGAAGACUAUCAAAUACGGCGCUAAACUAGGAGGAUCCACGUUGAUGUUCUUCAAAAAUUAUGCCCGUCCCAAGGAUUCCAACUACUCGACGUACAAGGAGAUGUACGAGUACAUGCAGGAGAACGCGGUGGACGUACUGCCACCUGAUAACGACGUCGCUCUGACGAAAGUGCUGAGAGAGGACUAUGCGUUUCUGAUGGAGUCAAGCUCCAUAGAAUACAUUAUCGAGAGGCACUGCAACGUGACGCAGAUCGGUGGACUCCUCGACGCCAAGGGUUACGGGAUUGCUAUGAAAAAACACUCACCGUAUCGUCAUCCAUUGAACACUGCCGUAUUGAAGCUGCAGCAAAGCGGCCUGAUAACCGAACUGAAGAAGAAAUGGUGGACGCAGAAACGCGGAGGUGGAACAUGCCGAGAAGACGGCGGUCAGAACCAGGCAGAGGAACUGGAUCUCGACAAUGUGGGUGGCGUGUUCCUGGUAUUAUCCGUAGGCGUUGCCGCCUCUUUCUUUUACACCGUGUUCGAGUUACUCUGGGAAGUUGGCUGCACGUCGUUGCGCGAAAAUGUCUCCUUUAAAGAAGAAUUAAUGGCCGAACUGAAGUUUAUUAUAAAAUGCGACAAUUCGCCUAAGCCGGUGAGAAAGCGGAAAGGAUCGUCGAACAGAAGCGGAGAAGACAGUACAAGGGGUUGCACACCCCCGUACGGAUUUAUACCGGCGAUUAUAACGUCCAAUUCCAAUGAUAAAUGAGACACGCGUGAUAAAAGAACAUAGUAAAUGUCCGACACGUAUUUCUAGUCGACUAGAGAAGAAUCCUUGAGAAACCAAUCUAUAUUUUGUCAUACCGAUACAUACAUACGUUAAGCAAUUAGCCUUCGAAAAUAAUUUAAUUUCACCCGACUGUGACUGAACAUUUUCCAUAAAGCCGUAAGAACACCAAGGAAAUGUAUAAUUGUGUUGGAAUAUGCAUCGCAGUUUGUAAUAAUUGAGCAAAAUACAAAAUAUUCUUGGACAUUC
Messenger RNA from Frieseomelitta varia, 3158 nucleotides. Its product is annotated as glutamate receptor ionotropic, kainate 2-like. Gene Ontology annotation, cellular component: postsynaptic membrane; plasma membrane. Lineage: Eukaryota; Metazoa; Arthropoda; Insecta; Hymenoptera; Apidae. The record is from RefSeq and is a predicted model, not a curated record. Gene Ontology annotation, molecular function: transmitter-gated monoatomic ion channel activity involved in regulation of postsynaptic membrane potential; glutamate-gated receptor activity. Gene Ontology annotation, biological process: monoatomic ion transport; modulation of chemical synaptic transmission; synaptic transmission, glutamatergic. The transcript has 16 exons. The coding region runs from base 189 to 2891 and encodes 900 amino acids.